ACUGCCUUGAUAGUCUUUGAUACAAUAUUAAAAUCGUACGAAUUCUUUCAUAAGUAUAAUGCAAUGCAAGUGUAAUUUUUCCAUGAAAUAAUCAGUCUAUAAUUUUGUGUACCAAAAAUAGUAGUGCAGGACUUUAAAUAAGGAAUAGAUAGAUCACAGAACGUGCAGUCGAAAAAAACUGUCCGUGAAGUAGCUCGCUUGAUACCGUUUACCGAUAAUGGAGUCGCAGGGUACGUGCGAGGUGUCUGUGCAGGUUGCACACGUGAAGGAGGAGGCUGAAGUGCCGGUGGAACCAGAACAAAUUGAGGUGGAAAUCGAGUUUGUGCCAUGUGAAGUGAGCGUUGGAUCGUGGAGUGAUGGCGACGACGGACAGGAGCUGAACCCUGAAGCUUCGAAGAACCGGGGAGGCAGAAGAAUCCACGGUCGCCAGCAACCCACCAGGGAUUUCCGCGCGAGGUCCGAGACAAACCUCAGCAGAACUCCAAAACGGAAAAACCCUUACCCCUGCGACAUGUGCGAAAAGCGAUUCAGUAAACUAGAUAAUUUAAAUAAACAUAGAAGAAUUCAUACCGGAGAAAAGCCUUUUUCAUGUGAAUUUUGUAAAAAAGAGUUCUCUCGUUUGUCUGCUUUAACCAGUCACAUACGUGUACACACUGGUGAAAAAUCGUACACCUGUGAAAUAUGCCAAAAGCAAUUUGCACAUUUAAGUAAUUUGACUAUACAUAGAAGAAUCCAUACCGGCCAAAAGUCGUACAAAUGUGAAGUAUGCGAAAAGAAAUUCGCUCACUUGAGCAACUUGACUGUACAUAAGAGAAUACACACUGGUGAAAAAUCAUAUACAUGUGAAGUAUGUCAAAAGCCUUUUGCGCAUUUAAGCAACUUGACAGUACAUAAAAGAAUACAUACUGGGGAAAAGGCGUACACUUGUGAAAUAUGUGAAAAGCAAUUUGCCCAUUUGAGUAAUUUGACUGUACAUAAACGUACCCAUACUGGUGAGAAACCACACUCUUGUGAAAUAUGUAAGAAACAGUAUUCAAGUUCUGUAGGAUUGAUUAAACAUAAAAAGAUCCAUACUGUAGAAAAUUGAUUGCAGCUAUGUAUCAAUAUUUUUCAAAAUCUGUCUAUCGUAUAUGUUAGUCAGCGGCCGCCUAGAGUUAAGAAGAUAUGUACACGAAUAAAAAAUGAAUUAGAAUAGUAGGAUCGUCAAAAACGAUUAGUUGAAUGAACGUGAACUGUUUACUUAUAAACAAAUAAAUUGAUUAAAAUAUUAUUCUUAGC
Cydia pomonella (codling moth) is the source of this 1278-nucleotide messenger RNA. RefSeq names its product zinc finger protein 85-like. Gene Ontology annotation, biological process: central nervous system development; regulation of transcription by RNA polymerase II. Gene Ontology annotation, cellular component: nucleus. Bases 218 to 1087 code for a protein of 289 amino acids. The record is from RefSeq and is a predicted model, not a curated record. Gene Ontology annotation, molecular function: DNA-binding transcription factor activity, RNA polymerase II-specific; RNA polymerase II cis-regulatory region sequence-specific DNA binding. The transcript is spliced from 3 exons. NCBI's taxonomy places the organism in Eukaryota, Metazoa, Arthropoda, Insecta, Lepidoptera, Tortricidae.